Diospyros lotus (date-plum) is the source of this 1390-nucleotide messenger RNA. Its product is annotated as E3 ubiquitin-protein ligase BIG BROTHER-like. Bases 449 to 1201 code for a protein of 250 amino acids. Gene Ontology annotation, molecular function: ubiquitin conjugating enzyme binding; ubiquitin-protein transferase activity. NCBI's taxonomy places the organism in Eukaryota, Viridiplantae, Streptophyta, Magnoliopsida, Ericales, Ebenaceae. The transcript has 9 exons. The record is from RefSeq and is a predicted model, not a curated record. Gene Ontology annotation, biological process: protein ubiquitination; negative regulation of organ growth.
CUCCCCGUCUCCUGCAAUCAAUAUUCUUCUUCUUCUUCUUCUUCUUCUUCUUCUUCUUCUGUUUUCCCUUUUUAUGUGGCUUCAUGGAUCGGACCGACCGAUCGAUUUGGACAAUUUCCCUUUCUCUUUGAUUUUUAGAAAUUGUCCAGUCAUAACGACGGAAAUCCUUCCAUUUUUUUUUUUUGUUCUUUAAAGUUCUGAGGUAUGAAAUGCUUGAUGGAAGUGAUGUGAUUGGAGGUGUUUGUUUUGAUGUGAAAUGCGGAUUCCUUUUCCUAUUUGAACUGGUCUUGCAAGUUGCAACCCGUUUGGCCGCUGAGAAAAAUGUGUUUUCACUUAAGUACUUGCAGAAAUAUAUAAAAGGAACUGCGUUGACCUGCUUCCCGAUUGUCGAGUGCGGAUCUGAAGCCUUGAAUUUCUGGGUCUGUCAGGUUUAGAAGACAUAUCCAAAAUGAGUUGGAACCUGCAAGUGGAAGCUAACUAUGUAAACGCUAGCUUUCCUUAUAAUUCAGCUGGUAGCUUUAUCAAUUUCUUUGAAGGCCUUGCAUAUGAACAUGUGAAUUUCAUUUUUGCUGAUGCACUCCAUGUUCAGGAGAGCACUUAUCCUUCAAUGCAUUCAAGUUUCUACAAAUUUGGGUUAUCUGAACCAGGGAGCGUUUCAUAUUAUGAUCAUAGCCACGAUUGUGUAUUCAAUGAUCACGCACCAGCAAUGGAUGAAUAUGAUGGACAUUUUGAAACUUCUGUACCAAUGACUACUGAACAGACUGCACAUGUACGUACACAAUUGGAAGAGAAUUCAGGCAUAAAUGUGAAUACUAGCCAUGUAGAAUGUCCUCGAGGUAAUCAUAAUGCUCAUGAUUAUCAGGUUAUGUGGCAAGACAAUGUUGACCCUGACAACAUGACUUAUGAGGAAUUACUUGAGUUGGGUGAGACAGUAGGAACUCAAAGUCGAGGUCUCUCCCAAGACCUUAUCUCCUUGCUUCCUGUAAGAAAGUUCAAGUAUAGCUUCUUCAAAAGAAAGAAGUUAAGAGAUGAGAGGUGCGUAAUUUGCCAGAUGGAAUACAAACGAGGUGACCAGCAGAUGAUUCUUCCUUGCAAACAUGUCUAUCAUGCCGGUUGUGGCGCCACAUGGCUUCGCAUCAACAAGGCUUGCCCCAUUUGUUACACCGAGGUAUUCGGAGUUGAAGAUGCAUCAAAACACUAAGAUUUGUCAGUAGCAAGCAUAAAGAAGAUACGAAUUCCAUUUUUCUUUCUUUUUGGUUUGCUUUUCUGUAUCUAGGACCUCGUCUACUUUACAAUGGUUCAUUUUUCCACUUUGUUCUAAUUAGCUUCUGUAAUAAAUGAAGAUGAUGAACAUAAUACAGGGUGGGUCUAUCACAGAGGUUGGAUUGGA